Messenger RNA from Ictalurus punctatus (channel catfish), 3263 nucleotides. RefSeq names its product gamma-aminobutyric acid receptor subunit rho-3. The coding region runs from base 1402 to 2817 and encodes 471 amino acids. Gene Ontology annotation, molecular function: extracellular ligand-gated monoatomic ion channel activity; GABA-A receptor activity; neurotransmitter receptor activity. The transcript is spliced from 10 exons. Gene Ontology annotation, biological process: nervous system process; monoatomic ion transmembrane transport; chemical synaptic transmission. The record is from RefSeq and is a predicted model, not a curated record. Gene Ontology annotation, cellular component: GABA-A receptor complex; synapse; neuron projection. NCBI's taxonomy places the organism in Eukaryota, Metazoa, Chordata, Actinopteri, Siluriformes, Ictaluridae.
UGUGUGUGUGUGUGUGUGAGACACUCCUGAACUGAGCAGCUGCUGUUUGUUGAUUGCAAUGAGGAAUUCAGCUACGACGAGAUGUACAGGUUUUUUCCUCCAAACACACCCAUUAAACUAUCAGUGGUGCAACGGCAGAAGAAGGGUGAGUAGUCACUUCUCACGCCUCCUCCUCGUGGGCGGAGUUUAGUCACACUUCCUUCAGCAGAGCAGAUUAAGUAUCAAACCUUGGACUCGGACACACACCAUAAAGCACAUCCUGUAAUGUAAACCGUGACUGGUCAUCGUGAUGAUGGUUUGAGUGCGUGUACAUUCUUACAACAUUCCUUUUUUUUUACUGUUUUACUGUUCUCCUCUGACUGUUAUAAAGCGCUGACACUGGAGACUCCUUCCAUAAACAUUACAUAAACAUUGUAACACUGGUGAGAUUUUCUCUCACAUCUUUCUCCUGUGGACACAUUUAUUGUUCCUGGAGGUUUGAAUCCGCAUUGUAUUGUUGGAUUUCUUAACCAGGACUAUGGGAACCGGUUACAGGUGAAAGGGUGUGUGUGUGUGUGUGUGUGUGUGUGUGUGUGUGUGUGUGUGUGUGUGUAUGUGUGUGUAUGUAUGUGCGCGCUGAAACCAUCACACAUCACUUGACCUCAUCUUCAGGUUGUAAUCCACCAGAUUAGACCACAUACUGGAAUUACUGGACAUACAGUGUUCUUAUGAUGAUCUGUUUUUACAUCUCUCCACUUUUCUCUCUCUCUCUCUCCCUCUCUCUCUCUCUCUCUCUCUCUCUCUCUCACUUCCACUGCAUCCUUUCUUUUUCUUUCUUUCUAUUUCUCUCUUUCUUUCUCUCAUCAGAGGACAAUAAAGAUUUUAACAAUAUGUACAGCUACGUUUAGUUUUUACAGACUGUUAAUGAGAGGGAGAGGGGAAAAAGUAUUUAAAAUUGAGGAAAUAAUGAAGUAUAAUUAAACGAAGAAAUGUAAAAAAAAAAAAAAAAAAAGUUACAAUUUUUAAAAAAUAUUUUGAAAGAAAAGACCAUGGUCAUCCCAGUCCCCUGACCUGAACCCCAUAGAAAACCUGUGGGGUGAACUGAAGAGGAGAGUCCACCAGCGUGGACCUCGAAAUGUGAAGCAUCUGGAGAGAUUCUGCAUGGAGGAAUGGUCUCAGAUCCCUUGCCAUGUAUUCUCCAACCUCAUCAGGCUUUAUUAGAAGACUCAGAGCGGUUAUCUUGGCAAAUGGAGCUAGCACAAAGGUUUGACUAAAAGGAGGUAACUAGAGUAAACCGGACUGGGACUGGGAUCAGGUGAUGGCCGAGACGGAAUCUCAGGACCACGCUGAGCGUCUCUGGAAGACUGCGACACGAUCUGAAGGUUCUGAAGGAAAGGAAAAGGUCCAGACUUUGGCUUGAGCAUGAAGCUGAUUCUGUUGAGCCUCAGGCUGCUGUGUUUGGCCUGCUUGUGGCCUGUCACGCUGCUCAACCACCGCUUCCCAAACCGCAGGAAGAACAAGGAUGUGUACCUGGGAGAACACGCCAAACACAGACACCCAGGCCGGAUUGACCACAAGCUAAAAAAGCAGGACAGCACCAAAUCGCUCCUGAUCAAAACCGAGCAGCUGCUGAGGAUCGAGGAACAUGACUUUGCCAUGCGACCGGGAUUCGGAGGCUCUGCCAUUCCCGUGGGUAUCGACGUACAGGUGGAGAGUUUAGACAGCAUCUCAGAGGUCAACAUGGACUUUACCAUGACGCUAUACCUGAGGCACUACUGGAAAGACGAGCGUCUGGCUUUUCCCUCGGGAAACAACCUGAGCCGCACUUUCGACUCCCGGCUGGUGAAGAAGAUCUGGGUUCCUGACGUCUUCUUCGUCCACUCGAAGCGCUCGUUCAUUCACGACACUACCAUGGAGAACAUCAUGCUGAGGGUUUACCCAGACGGCAAUGUUCUGUACAGCGUCAGGAUAACAGUGACGGCUCAGUGCUCCAUGGACUUCAGCAGUUUUCCUCUGGACACCCAGAACUGUUCUCUGGAGCUGGAGAGCUACGCGUAUAAUGAAAACGACCUCAUGCUGUACUGGAAGAACGGAAACGACUCUCUGAGAACUGAUGAGAUUGUUCUCUCGCAGUUCUUUAUAGAGGAGUUCAACCCUUCCAGCGGCCUGGCUUUCUACAGCAGUACCGGCUGGUACAACAGACUCUACAUCAACUUCAUCCUCAGGAGACACAUUUUCUUCUUCAUGUUGCAGACCUACUUUCCCACGAUGUUAAUGGUCGUCCUCUCCUGGGUGUCCUUUUGGAUCGACAGACGGGCCGUGCCUGCUCGCGUCUCACUUGGAAUCACCACCGUCCUGACCAUGUCGACCAUCAUCACGGGUGUGUCGGCGUCCAUGCCCCAGGUGUCCUAUGUAAAAGCGGUGGAUAUCUACCUGUGGGUCAGCUUCCUGUUUGUCUUCCUGUCAGUCAUCGAGUACGCUGCUGUCAACUACUUCACGACCGUGGAGGAGAUGAAGAAGAUGAAGAAGGGAAAGCUCUCCAGAUUUGACACUUCCCAGGCCAUGGCCUUUGACGGCUGUUUCCAUGACACAGACAUUGACCUCAGCACCUUCCCUCAGCUGACGGACCUCGCUGUGGAACCUCCGAUGUCCUCGCAGAACUCCAUCGUACCCGAGGCUCCUCUUACACUGGGCACGCGUCUGCGGAAAACACCGCCUCUGAGACACCAUCUCCAGCUGCUCAUGAGCAAUAGCUACAUGAUCGACUCGUACUCCAGGAUCCUGUUUCCUCUCGCCUACCUCACUUUUAACAUCAUCUACUGGAGCAUCUACACCUGAACCAAAAAACACGACCCAAAAUCAGGGGGAAAACUGAUCAGGACGCCUUUUUCACACAAGUGUGAAUCAUGACGAUUGGUUUACGUCAGAAUAAUCUUGUGACUAUUAACAAACCUUCCACAUAAAUAGAUUAUUCAAAAACGAGUUUAUGGAAGGAGUCUCCAGUGUCACUGACACUUUCAUUUUUUUCGACAUCUUCAGGAUAGAGGAGUUUAUUUUCCCGUUUCCAGUUGAUUGUUAAUGUACAUCAAGCAACAUAGUCCUUGUUUAUCAAAGCAUAUAUAUAUAUGAAUUUGUGAAUAUUCUCUAAAAAUUGGUCUUAGUUGAAGUAGGACUUUGAGGACAUUUAAAUAUUAUUUGUAAAUAUUAUUGGAACUAUUAAAUUUUUAAUAGAUUUAUUCAAACAAAUAUUAAAGGUUAAAUGCAGAUGUGUAUAUAUAUAUAUA